AUGUCACCUAGCAACGGAAAGUACGUCGUCUUCGACAUCGUUGGGACCUGCGUCUCAUACGACAAGCUUACCGAAGCAGUCGAAAAGCAACUCGGUGAAAGACUGCUGGCCGAGAAUGUGAAGCCCAGUCUUCUUGUGAACCUCUGGAUCGAGGCUGGAGAGAGGGAAUAUACGUAUCUUUCAAUAACUAAUCGAUACGUCGCAUUCGACAAGCUGUUCGCAUCCCUCUUUUAUCGCAUGCUCUGGCUCGCCGGUAUCCAAGAGCCACGCUCCUUCGCAAAUGGGGCUGAUAUCGAGAAGAUUAUGCAUGGCUACAUGGAACUCGAGCCAAGACCUGAUCUCAAAGAAUGUUUUGAUAAGCUUCGAGCAGCGGGAUUCACGGUGCGUGGUCUGACAGCUGGGGACUUUGACAGAGUGCUUGGGUACUUUGAUAAGGCGGGCAUCGAGUUUCCAAAGGAGCACCUGAUUUCUUGCGACUCGUUUGGCGUGGGUAAGCCGGAUCUCAAGGCAUAUGCCUCGACCUUUGAGGAGUUGAAGGGAGCAAAGGAGCUUUGGUUCGCCGCGGCCCAUAUGUGGGACGUCAGCGCGGCCAGGCUAGUUGGGUUCAAAGCUGCGUAUUGCUCUGUGUUAGAGAAAGAGCCUUGUGUAGACAUAUUUGGGGAGAUGGAUGUCAUGUCGGAUACUCUGAGUGACAUGGCAGAUAAGAUUAUUCAAGGUUCAUCUUAA
This is a messenger RNA of Fusarium odoratissimum NRRL 54006, 726 nucleotides long. RefSeq lists its product as uncharacterized. The coding region runs from base 1 to 726 and encodes 241 amino acids. The transcript has 2 exons. Lineage: Eukaryota; Fungi; Ascomycota; Sordariomycetes; Hypocreales; Nectriaceae. The record is from RefSeq and is a predicted model, not a curated record.